AUGGCAUCCUCGCUGCCGACCGUGCCGCGCCUCGUCUUCACCAUUGUCGAGCCCCUAUCGCUCCUGGCGGGCUUCCUCGGCGCCGUCAGCGAUCCUGCCUGGUUUGCUGCGGAGCAGGUUCCUGACAAGAUGCCGCUUGCCGUCACACCAAGCAGCGUCGUCCUGGCCCUGCAGCUGGGCAAUCUCUACCUGCUCAUGGCCCUCGUCGGCCUCGCAGUCCUCUUCACCACGUCCGAGAUCAAGGUGGUGCGCAACUACCUCGUCGCGCUGUGGCUCGGCGACAUUGGCCAUGUCGCCUUCAGCUGCCACGGCCUCGGAGCUGAGCGAAUCAUGAAUCCGUCCGCGUGGAAUGCCAUGGCCUGGGGCAACAUUGCCAUGACGGUGUUUUUGUUCAUGAUGCGCUCUGCUUACUUGCUCGGUCUCUUUGGCCCUGAUAAGCCGGCCGAGGCGCCCGGGAAGAAGUCUAUCUGA
Messenger RNA from Hirsutella rhossiliensis, 471 nucleotides. RefSeq names its product DNA-binding domain-containing protein. The transcript is spliced from 3 exons. The record is from RefSeq and is a predicted model, not a curated record. NCBI's taxonomy places the organism in Eukaryota, Fungi, Ascomycota, Sordariomycetes, Hypocreales, Ophiocordycipitaceae. The coding region runs from base 1 to 471 and encodes 156 amino acids.